AGUAAGAUGUAGAAAGACCUUCUACCUUUCUACUCUCCUUUUACUCUUCUCCCAAACAACCCCUAUAUAUUACCCUUCCCUUCCUUCUCUUUAAUAGCCGCAUACUACACUUCUCUCUUUCUAAGUAGUUUUACUGUGUGCACACAUAACAAAACACAUUGUGAAAAUGGAUCGGAAAAAUGCUAUUUGGAUCGGUUUUAUUUGCAUUAUAAUCGCCGGCGUUGGAGGUCAAGCUCCGGCCACGUCACCUAGUGCCACCCCAGCACCACCAACACCCACUACCCCAUCUCCUCCUACUACCCCUGCACCUACUGGUUCUCCUCCGCGAACUCAACCACCUCCAGCAUCUUCCCCGCCGCCGGCAGUUUCAUCUCCGCCACCUACAUCAACAUCACCACCUCCAGCUGUAUCAGCUCCACCACAAGCUACACCUCCACCGGCAGCUACUCCUCCUCCAGUGAGUGCUCCACCACCGGCUAGUCCUCCACCACCAGUUAGCUCUCCACCACCGGCUACUCCUCCACCUGUGGCUACCCCACCACCUCCUGCCACUCCACCUCCCAGCCCACCUCCGCCUGCUGCUGCACCUGCACCAGUUGCAACUCCGCCAGAUUCGACUCCGGCUGCUGCACCUACGACUGUAGCCACAUCUCCGGCACCAUCUCCAUUGGGAGUAUUGAGUCCUCCAGCACCUCCCAUGGGUGCUCCAUCCCCGAGUACUCUUCCAGCUUUUUCUCCUGGUCCAUCAGUAGCCACUGAUCAGAGUGGAGUGGAGAGCCUGAGGUUUUCGAAGAUGAUUAUGGGAAGCUUGGUCUUGUGCUUGCUGAUUUAGAACUCUGUUUUGAUCAAACUACUUUUGCCACUAUAUAUGAAUUGCCAUCUCUUUAGCUUAGGAGGACCGAUGAUGGCCUAUUUUUCUCAUUACAUGUAUUUGCGGAUUAUACAUUCACUUGGAUUCUUUUUUGAGAUUUCUUGUUGAGGGGAGCCUUUGUAUUUUUGGGACGGUUUGUUUCUAAAUUUAAACUGCUAUUAGCUCUUCAUCCAUUUCAUGUUUUCUUCUUA
Nicotiana tabacum (common tobacco) is the source of this 1062-nucleotide messenger RNA. RefSeq lists its product as uncharacterized. Gene Ontology annotation, cellular component: plasma membrane. The record is from RefSeq and is a predicted model, not a curated record. Lineage: Eukaryota; Viridiplantae; Streptophyta; Magnoliopsida; Solanales; Solanaceae.